Messenger RNA from Brugia malayi, 1023 nucleotides. RefSeq lists its product as uncharacterized. The transcript is spliced from 10 exons. Gene Ontology annotation, biological process: microtubule-based movement. Gene Ontology annotation, molecular function: kinesin binding. Gene Ontology annotation, cellular component: kinesin complex; membrane-bounded organelle; cytoplasm. Bases 1 to 1023 code for a protein of 340 amino acids. Lineage: Eukaryota; Metazoa; Nematoda; Chromadorea; Rhabditida; Onchocercidae. The record is from RefSeq and is a predicted model, not a curated record.
AUGACAGCAUUAUCACAGGAAGAGAUCUUACAAAGUACACGUACAGUUUUACAGGGUUUGGAAGCACUGAAGGAUGAGCAUGAAUCGAUCAAGGGUACAUUGGUGAGUAGUAUUCAAGGAUUGCAUGCUGAUGAAUCGGCACUUAUUGAGGAAAAGACACAUAUUGUGGACAGAAAUUUGGAAAUGUUACGCUUAGGCAUCGAAGAAGCUCAGGUUAUGAUGGCAUUAGCUGGUCAUCUACAGACAGUAGAAGCCGAGAAACAGAAGUUGAAAGCGCAAGUACGAAGACUUUGUCAAGAGAAUGCAUGGCUUCGAGAUGAAUUAAAUUCAACGCAGCAAAAGCUGCAAGCCACUGGACAGCAAGUAGCACAAUUGGAAGAGGAAAAAAAGCACUUAGAAUAUAUGAAUUCGAUCAAGAAAUAUGAUGACCAACAGGAAAAUGACAAAACCAUGGAUCAGAACGACAAUCGUAAUGACAACACUCUUCAGGAUUUAGGUUUUGGUCCAGAAGAAGACGAGGAAAUAAGUGGACACAUGUCUGGGCAAUUUGCACAUCCCACACCUGCUCAUUCGAUGGCAGCAAGUGCAUCUGCUGGCUAUGAAAUUCCAGCUCGUCUUCGAACUCUGCACAAUUUGGUAAUACAAUAUGCAUCACAAGGACGGUAUGAAGUAGCAGUACCUCUUUGUAAGCAAGCUCUGGAAGAUUUAGAGAAGACUAGUGGGCACGAUCAUCCAGAUGUCGCAACUAUGCUUAAUAUUCUAGCUCUUGUUUACCGUGAUCAAAACAAAUAUAAGGAGGCAGCUAACUUACUAAACGAAAUGCUUCGUUUAGAUGCUUCGUUUAUGUUAUAUGGGAAACGGGGUAAAUAUAAGGAUGCAGAACCACUUUGUAAGAGAGCUUUGGAAAUCCGAGAAAAUGUGCUGGGCGCCGAUCAUCCAGAUGUUGCUAAGCAAUUAAAUAAUCUUGCUUUGAUCAUUUCUUCCGAAUAUGGUAACUUAGAUUAUACCCGACUUAGCAGAUAA